This is a messenger RNA of Silurus meridionalis, 7718 nucleotides long. It is a transcript of the gene igf2bp1, whose product is annotated as insulin-like growth factor 2 mRNA binding protein 1. Gene Ontology annotation, molecular function: mRNA 3'-UTR binding. The transcript is spliced from 15 exons. Gene Ontology annotation, biological process: nervous system development; regulation of gene expression. The record is from RefSeq and is a predicted model, not a curated record. Gene Ontology annotation, cellular component: cytoplasm; cytosol; nucleus. NCBI's taxonomy places the organism in Eukaryota, Metazoa, Chordata, Actinopteri, Siluriformes, Siluridae. The coding region runs from base 450 to 2243 and encodes 597 amino acids.
GCAGUAGGAUCUGUAUGACAGUGCAAGGGUACAGCUCUACGCUGAGGGGCAGAUAGAGAGAAAGAGAUUCUCGCGAUCCCGCCAUACUUCUCUACCACUAUUCCACCAUAACCACCAUAAUAUUAAUUCAGAGCAAUACCGUUUCCUACGCGGUACAGGAAAUUCGCUGGGAUUGCUACAAUCAAGGAUUCUCCACUCGCCUUCGGACUUCAUCGGACUGCAACGUUACUGUUAGGCGAACUUUCCCCGUAUUAUUUUUUUUAAGAUUCCUCUUCGAAAUUCUUUCGUUUUCAGUUGCAACUCGUAGAAAUUUACACGUGCGUUUCAUUUUUUUUUUAAUAGCAGCCUCAAUAUAAUUUUUUGACAAAUAGUCCUCUGUUUGUAGAAAAGUUUUUUUUAGUUGAUUUUUUUUUUUUUUUACGGCGGGAAAGCAUUGAUUUUUUUCCACAAUGAACAAGCUAUAUAUUGGAAAUCUGAAUGAAAAUGUGACCGCUGAGGACUUGGUUAAAACCUUUGAAGACUACAAGAUUCCUUACACUGGGCAGUUUCUAGUGAAAACGGGAUACGCGUUUGUUGAUUGCCCGGACGACCAAUGGGCUAUGAAAGCAAUUGAAACAUUUUCGGGUAAAGUGGAACUUCACGGCAAACGAAUUGAAGUAGAACAUUCUGUCCCUAAGAAACAAAGGACCAGGAAACUCCAGAUUAGAAACAUUCCACCGGAUUUACAAUGGGAGGUGUUUGAUAGUCUACUUGCCCAGUGUGGAACUGUUGAAAACUGUGAACAAGUUAACACAGAAAGCAAGACAGCUGUGGUGAAUGUCACUUAUGCAACGCGGGAGCAGGCCAGACAAGCGAUCCAAAAGCUGAAUGGUUACCAGUUUGACAACAACGCUUUGCGAGUGUCCUACAUACCGGACGAGAGUUUGGAAGUUGACUCACAGCGCAGCCCUGACAAUGGUCGUCGCUCUGGUUAUGGUGCUCGUGUUAACUCUAGACAGGGUGCCCCUGGCACAGGGAUGCCCUCUAAGCAUCAGCACACUGAUAUACCUCUCCGUUUGCUUGUACCAACCCAGUAUGUGGGCGCCAUCAUCGGCAAAGAGGGUGCCACCAUCCGCAACAUCACCAAGCAGACACAAAGCAAGAUUGAUGUCCACCGUAAAGAGAAUGCCGGUGCCGCAGAAAAGCCCAUCAGCAUCCACUCAACUCCUGAGGGCUGCUCGGCAGCCUGCCGUAUGAUUCUCGACAUCAUGCACCAGGAAGCCAAAGACACCAAAACUGCUGAUGAGGUACCUUUGAAGAUCCUUGCCCACAACAACUUUGUCGGUCGUCUGAUUGGCAAAGAGGGGCGUAAUUUGAAGAAAGUAGAACAAGAUACUGACACUAAAAUCACCAUUUCACCGCUACAGGACCUGACUCUGUAUAACCCUGAAAGGACCAUCACAGUAAAAGGUGCCAUUGAGGCUUGUUGUCUGGCUGAACAGGAAAUCAUGAAAAAAGUGCGAGAGGCUUAUGAUAACGACAUCGCUGCCAUGAAUCAACAGACACACCUCAUUCCAGGACUGAACUUAGGAGCGCUUGGCCUUUUCCCUCCAUCCUCCUCCAUGCCUCCUCCUCCACCUGGAAACGCUGGAGUUUGCCCCCCAUAUGGCUCCUUUGGGGCUCCUGAGCAGGAGACAGUCCAUGUGUACAUCCCAGCUCAAGCAGUGGGAGCUAUCAUCGGCAAGAAGGGCCAGCACAUUAAGCAGCUGAGCCGCUUUGCCGGGGCCUCCAUAAAGAUUGCACCAGCAGAGACACCUGAUUCAAAGAUGCGCAUGGUCAUUGUUACUGGUCCACCUGAGGCACAGUUUAAGGCUCAGGGAAGAAUAUACGGCAAGCUGAAGGAAGAGAACUUUUUUGGACCGAAGGAAGAAGUGAAGCUAGAGACGCACAUCAAAGUAGCAGCAGCUGCUGCUGGCAGAGUUAUUGGGAAGGGUGGAAAGACGGUGAAUGAACUACAGAACCUAACCGCAGCUGAGGUGGUGGUUCCUAGAGAGCAGACCCCUGAUGAGCAGGACCAGGUCAUUGUCAAAAUCAUCGGCCACUUUUAUGCAAGUCAGCUGGCCCAGAGGAAGAUCAGAGACAUUUUGACACAAGUUAAGCAGCAGCAGAAAGGUGGCAUGGGAGCCCCACAGGCAUCUCACCCACAGAACCUGUCCGAGCUUGGGCCUCAACAGGGAAUGACCCAGGAGCCUAGGAGGAAGUAAGAGGCUCCAGCCCAAAAGUGGACGGACAGACGGAUGGACAGACAGAGAAGAAACAGCGGACUGACUGAGAGAGAGCGACACAGACCCAGCGGUAGACAGGGAGAAAUGAGCAUUUAACAAAGAGGGGAAUUCAAAGGAAAUAAAAAUGCCUGAGAGAGUACAAAAGUUUAGAGAAAAGAUACUAGAACUUUGAGUGAUUUAAAAAAAAAUAAAAGAAAAAAAAAGAAAAAGAGAGAGAGAACUAGGAAACAGAGACCAGAUGCCAGGUCGACUGACUGGGGAUGGCAGGGGUUCCUUGUGGCAGCUUGAGUAAUCAAUGGCUAUGUGGCCUUGAGAGUGCUCUCAUGAAUAGUAUCAUGCUUGGGGCACCCCUGCCAUCACCAGUCACUCAAGUAUUUUAAGGGUGUUUUUUUAAGAAGAGCUAUAUGUAUAGAAAUGUUUAUUCAGAGGUAUUAUAAUGAAAUGCAGUGAGGCAGAGGUGGGGAGAGGGGAGCGGAGAACCCAUCACAUCGAGUCAUCCUUGGCUCAUCCUUUGCCUACAGGAAAUGUAUGGGAGGGGCCAUAGCUGUUAACACUGCUCUUCAAGUCCCUGGCAGUAAACUGUUGGGGGUAAGAACAAAUAAAGAAGAAAAAAAAUGAGGUUGUAUAUAUAAUCUUCAUGAAUUUGUAUUGAAGCACUGUUAAAGCACAGUGAGGGUACAGUAAGUGGGUGGGCCGAGGCUGACCCUGCAGUUCUAUUGCAGAGGCUCAGCUCCGAUAUAAUAAAACUUAACUUCCAGCCCUGAACAACGCCCGGCUACUGCUGCUGGUGCGUGGCCCACGCCAAAAUGGCAUAUUUUAUAUAUAUUAUAUAUAUAUGAUAUGUGAGUUAACCUGGCCCCUCAGAAAGCACAGAAAACGGCAGUGGGAAGGAAAUGUGGCACUGGGAUCAGACCAUCUUUUGCAGAUAUUUUGAGAUCGUUAAAAUUAGCUUUUAGUGUCUUGGUUUGUUGGUGAAUGUUUUUAGCCAAGAUUUAACUGAAAGCACAGAGUGCUGAUAAAAAAUUGAAUUUUGCAUACAUGGGAAAGAUGGAAUGGGAUAAAAAUCUCAAUUCUUUAUCAGUCCUGUUAAUUUGAUUAAUCUGGCCUUUAAAUUAGAUCACAUGAAGGAUGCAGGCUCCCAUGGCCCAGCUCCCCACCCUGCCUAAAUGUGAGAGGUGAACAGCAGGUGAUGUUAAAAUGGCUUCUGCGCGCUCUCUCUCCCCCCUACUCCAUUCGAUAGAUGCUGCUGAGGAGGCCAAAAUGCUGGCUUUCUUCAGUCAUCUUCGAACAGAUUAGAUAGAAAAAAAUAGAAACCUACCUCAGGGUAUUGUUACCUCAGUAUUCCUAACAGCUUCUUUUUUCUUUUCCUUUUUUUUUUUGCUUGCUGGUGUUUUAUAUAAAAGCUGAUAGUCCUGAAUAUUUUAUUUUUUUAAGGAAAAAUAUUUUUAGUUAUUUGUUGGAUAUUUCUUUUUCUUCCCCCUAGUUUUCGCAUGUAUGUGAGUGUGUAUGGAUGAUAACCCACAUUUUUCCACUUUUAAUUUCGAAAGGAUCCAUAUUGGCAGGAGGCAUGAAUGUCUUGGUCUUUGCUGAACCAGUGCUGGCAGAUUCUUCACAGUUGCCUUUGGACCUAUAACCAACAGAAUUUGAAGUCUGGCUUUUUUCAUGUAGUGGUACAACACAGUCAUGGUGUUUAAUCUCUUAACAUGCAAACUUUAAUAGCUGAUUAGCAGUGGCUCUGACUAUAGGAUGUAUUGCUCCUCUUAUUUGGCUCGAUUUUGUUGGGUUUUCUAGCAGUGCUGCCGUUAAUCUUAUGCACUGAAAACCUGGAGUCUGCUUCGAUUGCCAGGAUUGUGCCAUGACUGUAUGUUUAGAAGCAGCCCAGUGACAUCUAAAUAACUUCAAGAUAUAUACUGAGUUUAGGUUCAGCAUAGUGCUUAUUCAACAUCCAGUAUGUACGUGUGAUUGGGACGCGUGUUUUUUUUUUUUUUUUCUUCUUAAAAAAAAAAAAAAGAAAGGAAAACAGUUUGUGUAUAGUUUUUUUUUGUUGUUGUUGUUGAGGGAAAGUGGUUUGAGUGUUAUUAAGGACAGACAAAAAUACAUUCUAUCUACUUGUCUCAGUUAAACCUUUUUUUAACUGAAUGAGAAUACUUUGGAAAAUGGGAGCGAGAAAUUAAGAAAGCGGUCACUUCACAUCAGUGACAGAUUAAACCUGUUUAUGAAUCGCUAAACAAAAUAGACUGAAAACUUUUUUGUAUUUUUAGAAUAAAAAAAAAGGACACAUGACAAAGCCGGGCAAUAUGUAGCGAUUUAAAUGUGAAAGAUAAAUAGAUACUGCCAGAAUCCUUUUUUGUCGAGUACACAUUCCACCUGCGCAUGGCUAAAUGGCGCCUAUUUUGUGCUCAUUUUCACACACGGGUUGAAAUCGUUGCUAUUUUUAAAGAAAAACUAAACAAAAACGCUUCCCUUUUUCUCAGUAGAAAGCAGUGUUCAGGGUUGCAUUGAUUUUCUCCUCCUCAGGUGGGAAGGAAGUCUGUCUCUCUCUCUAGCCUGUAGAUUUCUGUCAGACCAUAAGACACACACACACCACUUUAGAUUUGUUCAGACUGCAGCCUUUUGUUUAACAGCAAGCUUUAUUUGGACAUGACAUCUGGUUGUGUACUGUUUCAUCAGUUUUAGACAAAACAAAAAAAAAAAGAAAAAUUUCUAGAAUCUUUGAAAACUGGGGAAAUAUGGAGUCAAGCUAUUCUAUUGUUCAAUUGGAAUAUAAGGUGUAAAAGAGUUGAGAGGAAGAUGGGCCGAAAUUUUUUUUUGUCUUUUUCUUCUUUUUUCUUUUUUUUUUCUUUCUUUCUUUUUGUUUUGGAAAAGGUAGACAUUUAUUAAAGCUAACUUAAACAGAUUUUAGGCUUUAUGUUCUCACAGAUUUGCUGGAUAUUAAUUCUAGGUCACUAAAAUGAGUAGUCGUGCAGUGCUGCCGAACAUAUGAUGAUGAUCACACUUGUCUCCCUCCUCUCCUUUUCACUUGCUUUGUCCUCCAUCUAUUUCUCCUUUCAUCCCUGUACACAACUCGCAAAUUUUUUUUUUUUACUUAGAUUUUUUGCUACAUAUGAUUUUAUUUUUUUUUUUUGUUUGUUUGGGUUUGGUAUAGACCUUCACCCUCUCUCACGCUGGCCUUGUUUGUGUCCAUUUUCUCGGUUUUGUUCGGUCGUUUUGAGCCGUGUAUUUCAGUUUUAAAUUUUUAACCCCCCUGAAAAAUUUUGUAUAAUUGGAUCAGUUAUUUUCUAUCUUUCUCUCCACCUCUCUCUCUCUCUCUCUCUCGCUCUCUUUUUCUCUCUCUCGAUCAGGUUUCUUUAGAAAAGCACAGAGAUCUCUUUUACUGCUAUUAGAUCAUUUAAAAUACUAACCAGUUGUUUGCAAUGCAGUUAACGCCUGUGCCAAACAGAUUUUCCGAUUUACUCUGUUAAGAUUCGAUCUAGGUUGUUCACGCUGUUUUAGGUGUAGUGUGAAGACUAAUAAAAACUUCCACUUCAGCACUCGCUCUGUUUAAGAAAGGAAAGAAAAACAUAUACAAAAUGCCACCCAAACCUGUAUACGACAAGUUUCAGGAACACAACUGCAUGUUUUUUGUGAUUCUUAUGCAAUUCCUUCACAAGGACUGUUAAUACUCUGGAAAUCAUAGAAUUAUAAAAGGAUUUAACAAAGUCUAUCCAUUUCAGUGCACAGAUUUACACAUAGGCAACAGAUCUAACCUCAUACUAGUCAGGUGUAGCAGACAGACAAAUGCACACCACAGGAAAUUCAUCCUGCUAGUUUCUGGCCUUCGCUCAAAGAAACCAUUUGGGUGCUAAUGACGAUUUAAACCUCACAUAACUAGGAAACGCUACCUCAAGACUUAGCCAUAAGAUUGUUUUAUCAACCUGACAAGAGCGAAAGUGCAUGUUACUUUUUCACUUUAAUUUUUCUUUAAUUUAUUAUUUUUUUUUCCUUUUUUGCUUCUCUUUUUUUUUUUUUUUUUUUCUUUUCCAGUCAUUCUUUAUUUUAGAGUUGAGGCCGUGAUAGAGGGAAGGGAGGUGAUGAUUUGGUAAGCGGAGAUGAUCUGGUUGUUUGGUGUUGGGAGGACUUGGUUUGUAGGUGAUUUGUAAAAACAGUGAAGGAUCAGGAACAUGAAGAGCCCUCUAGUUUAGACUACAUAUAAUGUCACUACUCAAGUCAUUUUCUUUUUUAGAGCACGAACAAGUGUGAAGCGUUGCCUUCACUCGUGAUAUGUAAAUACCCACUAAAUGAGAAGUGCUCAAUAACCCUCAAACACAUUACUCUACCUCCUGAUUCUGCGUAAUUUUGACCUCCCCUUAAACCAGAGCUCCAAACAAACAGUCACACAGUUCACUUGUGUUGUUAGUUAUCCAGCUGCCUAUACUGGUGUUUCUUUUCGUAACGACUGACAUUGGAUGUGGCCGAGUCCCAGAUCAGCAUCAAGGUAUACUGGAGUCCCUCUCAUCCUCAGCUUUCCACCCCACAGUCCUUCCUUAUCAUUUUUUUUAUCUUCUUCAAUCAAGAAGCUCAAUAUCUAUAUUCAAGUAACUUUUUUUGUUGAUCUACCUCUUAGAGAACAAAUGAAUAAAUAGACAAAUGUAAAAUGGGGGAAAAAGGACAAAAAGUAAAAAAAAAAAAAUACAAAAUAAAAAAAAGUUUAGAAAAAUUCUCGAAUGAAAAAGUAAUAAAAUAAUUAAUGAUGUAAACAACUGGGUAGAAGCAUCUCCAUAUACUGUAGUGGAUAGUGUAUUAAAAAAAGAAUACUUUUUCUUCCAAAGAUGAUUUUUGUUUUGUUUUGUUUUCGCCAUUGUUUAGACCAUUAUUCAAGAUUAAUUGUUAAAUAAAGAAUAAACAGAUGGGGUGGGAAAGUUAAAAGAAAAAUAUCAAUUUCAUUAUUCAAUUUCUUUUUUUCUUUUUUUUUUUCCAUUCCUCGUUAGAUUGACUUAAGUUCUUAAGUUUGCAAUUCUUCAUCCUUUAUUUGAUUAAUUUUUUUCUGAUUGCUUUUUUUGGAAUGACAUAGGAUUGUAUCUCGUUUUGGAUGCAUUAGAAUUCUCUCUCUCUCUCGCUCUCUCUGUAAACUGCAACAUAGUUCUCAUUGAGACAUUGCAGAGCAGCAUGAUACUGAAUUCAUUCUUUCUUUUUCUUUUUUUUUUUAAUCUUUAUUGAUGCAACAGGCAAGUAAAGGGCCUAUUUAGCUGACUAGGGCACAGUUUAGGAGGAGGAGAGGAAGAAGAGUGAUUUAUCACGUCAAGUCCCAACCCAUAAGCCCCCUCUUAUCGCAGGUGCCAUGGACACUAUCUGGACUUUCACCUUUCUGCCUGCCAAUUUUUCUUUCAUUUCUCAUCCACAUUUGUUCUGAAAUUCUUGUAAACAAUACAGAGCAUAGAUAUGAAUGUGUUAUUAAAAGAUGAGAAAACCGGAAAA